AUGUGGCUUUGGUGCAAGGCCAAGGUGGGGGCCCGAGCAUCCCAGAUGGGAGCGAAUAAGGGAAGAUGGGCCAGGCUGUGGAAACUAUCCUAUAGAGGUUUGUUGAAGAUGGUGACUGGCUCCCUCUUGAUAGCUUAUGAGAUCAGCUGUGUCACAGGAGGGUUGAAGCUGAUGAACAGGGAGCUGCCACCGAGAUUUAUGUACCCCAAAGAGUGGCAGCACCUCACCAUGUUCAUCCUCCUCAGCCUCAAUGGCUGUGUAGAUGUCACGAGCAAGAACUUGCUGCCUCAGAGAUGCGUACUCCUAGAAAAAGGUACCCUGGUCCUGACCUUCUACGUGCUUCUGCUGCUGCUGGUGUCACAUGUUCAGGACUCAUCAGGGGUGGAGCUGCAGAUUCAUUCUCUGCUUAUCUUGGUGGUCUUCCUGCUGAUGCUGGUGUUGACUGUAGAGCUCUGGGCUCCCGACACAUUUUACCUCCUGAUGAUCGAGACCUUGCUGUUUCUCCUGAUGGGCUCCUGGCUGAUACAGGCAGCCUUCAUUCUGUACAGACCUGUCACGGGCUACCCAUGGCAGGACGAUGACAUCAGCGACAUCAUGUUUAUCACCACUUUCUUCUGCUGGCAUUUGAUGAUCAAUGCUUUGUGCCUGUUGGGAAUCUAUGGUGUCUCUUUCUUUUGGCAUCGUUGUCACAGUCCCAACUUGAAGCUCAUGGAGACUAAAGAAGCUCCAUAUGCCACGAGCACUGUAGGAUCCCUCUACAACUUGCUGCAGGAAGGGGAGCAGGCAGAGAAAGAAGAACAGGCUCUUCUCCUUUCAAAGAGUUCGCCCUGAGACAGAACCUAGAUGCCUGGCACAUG
Messenger RNA from Equus quagga, 857 nucleotides. RefSeq names its product transmembrane epididymal protein 1A-like. The record is from RefSeq and is a predicted model, not a curated record. The coding region runs from base 1 to 831 and encodes 276 amino acids. NCBI's taxonomy places the organism in Eukaryota, Metazoa, Chordata, Mammalia, Perissodactyla, Equidae. The transcript is spliced from 2 exons.